Messenger RNA from Symphalangus syndactylus (siamang), 7229 nucleotides. It is a transcript of the gene LIN52, whose product is annotated as lin-52 DREAM MuvB core complex component. Gene Ontology annotation, biological process: regulation of DNA-templated transcription. Gene Ontology annotation, cellular component: DRM complex. NCBI's taxonomy places the organism in Eukaryota, Metazoa, Chordata, Mammalia, Primates, Hylobatidae. The record is from RefSeq and is a predicted model, not a curated record.
AACAUCUGCGUAAGGGGCGUGGCUAUAAUUAGGGGAGGGGCUAGGCAAAGAUUGCCCUAUGAGGCGAGGGAAUGAGACUGGGCUGCGAGUUGGGGAUAGGGUCUCUCUUUGGGGGCGUGGCUUAUGGAUCCUCGUUUUCCCGCCGACGGUUGGCCACGUCACGUGACAUGGGUUGGAAGAUGGCGUCUCCCACAGACGGGACAGAUCUGGAAGCAUCUUUGCUAAGUUUUGAAAAACUUGACCGUGCCUCACCAGAUCUUUGGCCAGAACAAUUACCAGGUGUUGCUGAAUUUGCAGCUUCCUUCAAAAGUCCUAUUACUAGUUCUCCACCCAAAUGGAUGGCUGAGAUAGAACGUGAUGACAUCGACAUGUUGAAAGAACUGGGGAGUCUCACCACGGCUAAUUUGAUGGAGAAGGUUCGAGGCCUACAGAACCUAGCCUAUCAGCUGGGGCUGGAUGAGUAUGGAGUCUCAGGCUGGAGUGCAGCCCAGGCUGGAGUGCAGUGGCGUGAUCUCAGCUCACUGCAAGCUUCACCUCCCGGGUUCACGCUAUUCUCCUGCCUCAGCCUCCCGAGCAUGUCAGGAUAUCCCUGGUUCACUUAUUUCUCCGGACUUGGAAUCUUAUCCAUUUCUCCAAGGAACACUGGUUUCUUUUAGUAGAAAUCUAGGCACUAAUAGUAUUCAUUGUUAAGAGACUGUCAUUGUCUCUAGGCCUGUUCUACGAACAGGGUAGGUAAAUAUGGUUUUUGUGAAAAGACAAAAAGGAAUUGUAUUCUUACCAAUAAUGCAGCCAGCUCAAAUUUAAAAUAUUUGGGGGUUGGGGGUUUUUAUGUAAUAUAUUUGAUUUUACAAUGAUAGCUUUUUUUUUUUUUUUUUUUUUUGAGAUGGAGUCUUGCUCUGUCGCCCAGGCUGGAGUGCAGUGGCUUAAUCUCGGCUCACUGCAAGCUCCGCUUCCUGGAUUCAUGCCAUUCUUCUGCCUCAGCCUCCCGAGUAGCUGGGACUACAGGCACCACCACCACAUCCAGCUAAUUUUUUGUAUUUUUAGUAGAGACAGGGUUUCACCAUGUUAGCCAGGAUGGUCUCGAUCUCCUGACCUCGUGAUCUGCCUGCCUUGGCCUCCCAAAGUGCUGGGAUUACAGGUGUGAGCCACCGUGCCCAGCCAAUGAUUUCUUUUUUAAUGCUGAAAAUCUUGGUUCCUAAUAACUAACAUAAUUAUUUUAUUUAACCUACAAUAAAAGUUACUUCAAAAUAACUAACUACAUAUAACAACAAGACCCCUGGAUGCAGCUUAAGGUUUCUUUCUAUUUCAUUUAUUUAUUUAUUUUUGAGACAGGGUCUCACUCUAUUGCUCAGGCUGGAGUAUAGUGACACGAUCAUCCCCCUCCCUAUUGAUGGACAUUUGAGUUGUUUCUCAUCUUCAGUUAUUACAAAUAGUACCGAACUGAAUAGGCAUGUGAGUAACUCUAAAGUGGAAUUUCUGGGUUAAAGGAUAAAAUGCAUAUGUAAUUUUACUUAAACAAAAAUAUUUGAUGUUCGGUGUUUAAUUAAGAACUGAGGCCGGGCACAGUGGCUCAUGCUUGUAAUCACAGCACUUUGGGAAGCCGAGGUGGCUGGAUCACUUGAGAUCAGGAGUUCGAGACCAUCCUGGCCAACAUGAUGAAACCCCGUCUCUACGAAAAAACACAAAAAAUUAGCCAGGCAUGGUGGCUCACACCUGUAAUCCCAGCUACUUGGGAAGGCUGAGGCAGGAGAAUCGCUUGAACCCAGGAGGCAGAGGUUGCAGUGAGCCAAGAUGGUUCCACUGUACUCCAGCCUGGGUGACAGAGCAAGACGCUGUCUCAAAAAAAAAAAAAAAAAAAAAAACUGAAAAGGAAAUAGAGUUCCUCUUUCCUCAUAUAUGAAUAUAUUAUUUCAACAGAUUGUUGAUCACCUACCAUAUGCUUGGUAUUGUUCUAAUUGCUGGGGAUACAGCAAGAGGUUCUGCAGAACUUCAUGGAGCAUGAAAGUAAAUAAACAGUUAAUUUCAAGGCCAGGCAUGGUUGCUCACACCUUUAAUCCCAGUGCAUUGGGAGGCUGAGGCAGGCGGAUCACUUGAGCCCAGGAGUUCAAGGCUGCAGUGAGCCAAGCUCGUGCCACUACUCUCCAGGCUGGGCAACAGAGCCAGACACUGUCUCAGGGGGAACAAAAAGUUAAUUUCAGAUUUUGUUAAGUGCUAUAAAGGAAAUAAAUAGGUUGAUAUUCAAGAAAGCACCUGAAGGCCGGGCAUGGUGGCUCACACCUAUAAUCUAGCACUUUGGGAGGCCGAGAUAGGCAGAUCACAAGGUCAGGAGAUUUUUGGCCAGGCAUGGUGAUUCAUGCCUGUAAUCCCAGUAUUUUGGGAGGUCAAGGCUGUUGGAUCACUUGAGGCCAGGAGUUCAAGACCAGCCUGGCCAACAUGGUGAAACCCCAUCUCUACUGAAAAUACAAAUAUUAGCCAGGCGUAAUGGCGCAUGCCUUUAGUCUGAGCUACUCAGAAGUCUGAGACACAAGAAUCACUUGAAUGGGAGGUAGAGGUUGCAGUGAGCCAAGAUUGCACCACUGUACUCCAGCCUGAGUGACGGGGUGAGACUCCAUCUCAAAAAAGAAAAAAAAAGUAAAAAAAGAAGAAAGAAUUUCAUACAUUAUUUAAUCUCAUAAGAGUCUGCAAAGUCUAUUUUAUAAUUCCCAUUUUACAGAAAAAACCAAUGUUCAGAAAAGUAAAUUACUUGUUUGUGGUCUUAAAGUUUGGAAAUGGGGGCUGGGGUUUGAAUAUGUCUAAUUCCAAAGCCAGAUAAGAUAAAAACCUUUUUCAGUGUAUUGCAUUGCCUCUCUUAACCAAAAAGAAAGCAAAAAAUAAUGAGUUAGCAGAGUAAAUGGUUUUGAUUCUCAUUUUAACCUGACAGAAAUACAUAUUUCUUUUUCUUUUAAAGUACUACUCUUGUUUAUCACUGGAUUAUUACACAUUCAAAAUAUAUAUGCUUAUUUUAUUUUGGCGAUAUUUGUUGUAUAAGAAAAUAGAGGAAUAUGCCUUUUUGUCCAAGCUAAAUAAAACAAUUUCAGUAUCCAUUUUUAUUGUUUUUUAUUUAAUGAUGGUUCUACUUUUAAAAUACCACAGCAAAAAUAUCUUACAGGUAUUUCUAGCCUUUUCAAAUUAUGUGCCUCCUAAGUGUCCUAUUUAUUUAUUUCACAAAUAUUUGUUAACAUCUGCGUGCAAGUUACUUUACAAGUGUCGGUUGAAGGCCGGGCGCGGUGGCUCACGCUUGUAAUCCCAGCACUGUGGGAGGCCGAGGCAGGCGGAUCACGAGGUCAGGAGAUCGAGACCACGGUGAAACCCCGUCUCUACUAAAAAUACAAAAAAAUUAGCCGGGCGUGGUGGCGGGCGCCUGUAGUCCCAGCUACUUGGAGAGGCUGAGGCAGGAGAAUGGCGUGAACCCAGGAGGCGGAGCUUGCAGUGAGCCGAGAUUGCGUCACUGCACUCCAGCCUGGGCGACAGAGCGAGAUUGUGUCUCAAAAAAAAAAAAAAAAAAAAAAGUGUCGGUUGAAUUAACUUUCGUAAAUGUAAUAGCAAAAACAUUGUACAGGGUUCUGUAAAUAGCCAGUUAAUCUUAGGGGGAAAUUUUUUUCUUGUGCCGGCACUUAUUGAGCACUUAACUGUAUUAUCUUUAAGGCUCACAAUAACUCAGUAAGGUAGAUACCAAUCCCCACUUAACAGAGGAAGGAACUGAGGCACAGAGAGCCUACGUAAUUCAUCUGAGAUCACUAAUACGUGAUGGAUUUACACCUAAGGUAGAUUUAAAUCCCUUACGAUCAUGGGUUUUCUGUCAGAAGUAUUAAAAGUUUCUAUUAAACAACAAAAUAGUUUAUAGGGAAAUAUUAUAUUUGUCCUCACUAGUGUUUUAAAUUAAAUCCAUAAUGUUGUCCAAUGAACCAUACACAAAAAUUCAUAGAGAUUUUUUGUAUGUGCCUUAAACUAGAACUAGCUGCAGUUAAAACCCAGAUUGUAAUUUUACAAACAAGGCCACCUCUAACAAUAUUAAAAUAAAAUGAUAUUAUUCCCUGGCUUAAAGAAAAAUUCUCCAAUAACCAUGGGAAUGCUUGUGGUAUGAAGACAGCAUCUUAAAUCUCGAUGCAAGUCAUACACAAAGUGUUAUUGCGAUGAAAAAAUAGUGGCAUGAAUAAUACCUGCUCACAGCCCAAGACACUUGAUGUAUCUUGGGCCUCAGUGUUUGUUGGAUUUUACAAUUUCAUGAGGAAGAUUUGUAUUUUUUUAAAAGUACUGUAUUUCUGUGUGUUCCACUUGAUGUCAAAUCUGUAUUCUUAGGUUGUAGGGUUCCAUUAAAAAAAAUAAAUAAUCUCAGCCUCUCCUCCCUCCACCUCCCUUUCCCCCCACACUCAUUUUGUAUAAUAUGGUAAUGAUAUCACCGUAGCAGUAAUUAUGGGUCAUCUUCAUUUCUUUCAUCUCUGCCUGUUCUGAUGGCUUCAUUCCUUUGACGGAAAAGAUUUGGCUCUGGGUGCUAUGAUUAUUUUGUUAAGCGUUAUUCGAAUAGACAGGAGUGGGAGAAAUUAAUCAAUCCAAAUGCAAUUAGCAUCAUGUUUAACCCAGUGAUGGACGUCUCAAGGUGAAACAGCCAGGGGAGUUUCAGACAUUAUUAUUCAAUCCAGUGGUUCUUAUCUAAAUUAUAAUCAAGAGAGGUUUUUAUUGGCUUCUCAGUGUGAAGAUGUAACCCUUUCCCUGCCCUGGGGGUCAAGAAGACUAGGCCUUCAUCAUCCCUAGACGUUAGCUGUUGCCAGCUGCCAGCCCCUUGAAGUCAGAUAGACAGGGCAGGAAAGUUGUCUGAAUAUGCAGGUCAUUUGAAAUUAUCUAUACUGUGAUCCUGGUCUGAUUUUCCUGAGAGUGGAACCUAGCCUAUGAAUAAGCUACUCUGUCUAACUUGGGGCAAAAUAUUUUGUGUUCUGAUCAAGUCACUUUGACUAGUUCUUCUGUCUUAACCUUACAUGAUAGAUUAUUAUUGCUGUUCUUACUUUAUGGAUGAGAAUAUUAAGUCUGUGAAGCUACUAGCCUUUGGUCAUAAUAAGUGUUUCACCAGGAUGUAUUACUAUGUAAAGGCCCUGAAGCAUGAAUGUUCUGUACAAAUUUAUGAGUAUUUAAUAAAAGUUCUAGCCCCCAGAGUAUUAAUUCAUUGCUCUGAUCUCAUUGCCUUUCAUUCAAUUGAGUUCUACCCUUGAAAAGGAAACCAAGUAAAACUAUGAAAUAGACCUGUCAGGUCCUCUGAAAAGGAAACAAAAUACAGCUAAGAAGUUGUUAGCUCUCAUUUCUCGAACACAGAUCUUUGGGGGUUUUUUGCUGUUGUUUUGGUUUGUUUCUAGUAGGAAGAAGGAUGAUAAGAGUACAUAUUUGAAAUCUAGUCUUGUUUUGCUCUUAAAAGAGGGCAGGGCAAGGAGAGUUGAUGGAGAAACAGUCUUUCACUUGAAUGCAACAUUUUUCAAAUGCCUGACAAUUAAAAUUCUUCUACUUCUGCCUUCAAUCAUCAGGCAUCAUGGCUGACACUUCCCAUAUUUUAUGUUCCUGCUUGAUGUUUUAUAUUCUGAAAAUAAAUCUGUUGGCUGGAUAUUUCUGUCCUUUUUUUCUGUUAUGAAAAGCCAUUAAAAUUAUUUUCCAUAUUGGAACUGUCCAAAUUUGUUUACCUGCACAUUGAGUCCUGGCUUUUCUUUUUCAUAUUACUUCUUGGAUAAAACACUCUCUGCAAAUAGGCAUUACUAUGAAUUGAAGAAAAAAAGUUUGAUAUAAAAUUAUCUUUCUCAGGCCGGACAUGGUGGCUCAUGCCUGUAAUCCCAGCACUUUGAGAGACUGAGGCAAGAGGAUUGCUUGAGGCCAGGAGUUCAAGACCAGUUCGACAUAGCAAGACCACUUAUCUACAAAAAAAUUAAAAAGUAAAAUAAAUAAUAUAAUUUUCUUUCUCAGAAGGAACUGGAGGGAACAGUGUUCUUGGCCACUGCACCCUUUUGGAAGAGUCCUGAUAAAGAGCCAAGAUACCCAAUAGAAAGAUAAUCUAGAAAGUGUGCUCCCAGAAAGAUUUUUUUGAGAAUACUGAGGACAAAAAUUUUGAUAGUCUGUGAUAGUUUGAUCCAGACUGUUAUUUUCUCAGGUAUAUAGUAUUUUAGUCUCCUUUUUGAAAUGUUUUAUUAUGUCUAAAUAACUUUUUUUUUUUGAGACAGAGUCUUACCCUGUCACCCAGGCUGGAGUACAGUGGCGCGAUCUCGGCUCACUGCAACCUCCGCCUCCCAGAUUCAAGCAAUCCUCCCCCUUCAGCCUCCCAAGUAGCUGGGAUUACAAGCAUGUGCCACCAUGCCUGGCUAAUUUUUGUGUUUUUACUAGAUACGGGGUUCCACCAGGCUGCCCAGGCUGGUCUCAAACUCCUGACCUCAUGUGAUCUGGCUGUCUCGACCUCCCAAAGUGCUGGGAUUAUAGAUGUGAGCCACCAUGCCCGGCCACCUAAAGGACAAAAGCCUCAAGGCUGCUGACCUUCAAAUGCUACUUUUAUAUAUUUUAGAGAGAAGUAAGAUUUACACCAAAGACUGUUGCUAGUGUAUACUUCUCCAUAAGAGUUGAUGGAGAACAAUCAGUGGACCUUAUUACAGUUGCACCACCUGCUGAGGGCCACCAAGUGUCCUAAUGGGAUGAAGCUCCAAAAGACCCCUCCUCAUCCAGUGACACUGUGUGCUCUUCACAGCUCCUUCUGCUUUUGACAGUGACUCCAGCACCAGCUGCUCUCAUAUCAGAGGCAUUAAAAAGUGCUUAGUCCUUGACUUAUUGAUCACUUAGUGAUACUUUUCCUGUGAAGAUCUGACACUGAGCUGGAGUGUGGUGAAGAGUCUCAGUCUGGCAGACUGCCCUGGAACUGCUCUGCUGUACACCAGCUCUGCGCCAGAGCCACAGGGAAACGUUGCACAUUCCUGCGAGACAGAAAUCAGCAUUAUAAAUCACAUUGCUCUCUUUUUGUUCUCUGCCAAUCCACCAGAAUACCUGUUAACAACAGCUAGCUCCAUCUCAAAGGCAGCAUUGCCUUUGAGAAUAGUCUCUUUCUGUGGGAAAGCAUGUCUUUGACUUUAUUUGAAUCUUCCUAAUAUCUAGUACAUAGUGUGUGCUCCAUGUGACUGCCUUCACUCUUCACCACCCCCUCCAUGCUUCUUUUCUGCAUGGCACACACUGAU